AUGAGCGAUUCCAAACAGAAACGCAAUUCGUUUUUCUUCUUCUCUAGCAAAAAUAGUGGGCCCAAAAGUGAACCCAAAGUUCCAAAUGUCAAGUAUGUCGGGAAGUAUCCAUUGAUGUCUUCGACAAAAGCGCGUUCUGAGUCUGCUGCAAGCGAAGGCAGUAACUCAACCACUCGCCCUUCAAACCCACCAGAUGUUCACCAGCCACAGGAUCAUGCUGUGAAAGACCCUGUAAGUGUCGAUGCGGAUCCCCAUGUAGAAAGAUCGAAUAGAAGAAGGCCUCCACCACCAGAGUUACAAUUCCCAGGAAUGUGGACCAACAAUACUGCCCUGGAGAGUAACAUAAAUCAAGGGUCGAAGCAAAACAACGAAGAUAGAAAAAGAGUGCCUCAAUCUGGUCAUCAACGAAAAAAGUCAGAUAUAGACGAACUGAUGGACCACUUAGAUCAAUUCGGUCAUGAAAGUCAAGGGGACUAUGAGAGUGAAAGUUUGAUUGGAUCGUCUUCAUCAAAUGAUCAUUUUGAAACCCCUAGUCUGAACUUAGGCGGCGACAAUGUGGAAAAGGAAGGCCAAUUGCAUGCCAAGUUCGGAGAAGAGACGAAUUCUGAUCAAAACUUCACUUCACCAGAUUCAAAACGUUCAGAUGAUCGUUUGCAGGAGCCGCAUAAAAGUAUAUCUUACGGAGAGACAAUCGAGGAUGACGACCGGUUUUCCUUUGCAAACUCACAAGUGGAAUCUGUAACGGAACUACAGCGACUUUCGUUCAAUAGCGAACCGAAAACGACAAGUAUAAGUUCUCAAAAAAGUCAAGAAGUAGUCGAACAUGGACAAUAUUCAAGUAACGAGCAACGUGCUGUCGGGGAAAAUCUAACAGACUCAGAGGAAUCGAGCAGCAAUUACUGUUACGGCGACGAUCAGUCGUUUACAGAUAAGCCACGCCGAUUCAGGGUAGUGAAUGAACAUCGACCAAACUUCACCCUCAAUGAUGGAAGUAGCACGAAUACGGACAGUGAAAGUUUCAUACUUACACCCGUGCUUUCAUCUUUGCCCAAGCAACAUACAGAGGCAGAACAGUCGCACUUGACAUCAACCCUGCCGACCAUCAAAUCGUCGUCGCCAUCAACUUCCGAGGGGCUCGAACACCAGUUGUCAAGCUCAGGUUCUUUACCUGCGCAGGAAAAUGAUCUCAGCCCGAGGAGUGGACCGGAGUCCGAAUUCACAAUACAGGAUCAGUUCGCAGAACCACAAGAAACAGCAAGAUUACAGAGCCCGCAUAGAAGUGGGACUGACAAAUCUGUGAAGCUCGUAUCUGGCUACGUCGAGGAAUUACGGCUGAAAUAUUUUCCCACAUCCAAUUCACUUCAACCUCCUCCGAACUUGCCCUUCGUGCUUAAGACAAAAAACAGUCUUGAACAGCCCCAAAAUAUCAAGGUCAAGAUACGCACGAGCUCAAAGCAAAUCGGAAUCAAGCAUGGGAAGGCGAAACAAAAGCUGUUAUCUUUAGAGACCGCCAAAGAGGAAGAAGAAACAGAUAGUGCGAUGAACUUGCACGGAAAGGACCUUUCGGUUUCCACCGAAGUCGAUCAUACCCAAGAGUUUCACGAUCUGUUGAACAAGAGCACGUCAGGAGCCAAUCUGCUUUACGAGGGCAGCCAGGCUUUUAACGGAGAAAACGAAAACCCUUACGAUGCAGAGAGUGAUGAUCUUUACUUGCGAAAUAUUCCGGGUGACGAAGCAUACGAUAGCGAUGACGUAAUGGCACCAUUGCGAGAUAGAGGGGAGCAUAGUGGCCCUCUUCGCUUUGCCAAUGUUCACGAAGGUGGCCGAAACCAGGUGGGUCGUGCAAAUGGACGAGUCAAUCGCAGCGAUACGGUGACAAGUUAUUAUACUCGGCAAAAUAUAAACAGAGCUCGCAGCGGCACUUUGGAUACGAACUACGUCAAUACGGUCCAUAAGGGAUUGGACCGGACGUUGAGAGACCAAAUUGGAGCGGAAAACUCAUCGGACGAUGAACUAUCGGUCCAAACGUCAAACCCUGCAUAUCUGCAGUCCACAUUUAAUGGUGGUCUGCGUGUAACAAACCAGGAUCCAGGAUCAGAUGAAGGUUGA
Messenger RNA from Lachancea lanzarotensis, 2109 nucleotides. RefSeq names its product LALA0S04e06216g1_1. The record is from RefSeq and is a predicted model, not a curated record. Lineage: Eukaryota; Fungi; Ascomycota; Saccharomycetes; Saccharomycetales; Saccharomycetaceae. Bases 1 to 2109 code for a protein of 702 amino acids. The transcript has a single exon.